Molecule: messenger RNA, 1329 nt
Organism: Marmota flaviventris (yellow-bellied marmot)
Lineage: Eukaryota; Metazoa; Chordata; Mammalia; Rodentia; Sciuridae
Gene: Mrps2
Product: mitochondrial ribosomal protein S2
Biological process (GO): translation
Cellular component (GO): mitochondrial small ribosomal subunit; ribosome
Molecular function (GO): structural constituent of ribosome
Source: RefSeq, a predicted model, not a curated record
CGCCAUGGCGUCCGCGCUGCCCCGAUUGCUCCGCGCGGGUGCGCGGCCCGGCAGGCGCUGGCCCGGAUGGCUGCAGACGGCCGGCCCCGGCAGGACGCUCGCGGGCAUCCCGGCCCCCGCGGCCAGCGAGCCCGAGGACAGCGAGACCCACCGCAAGAUCCUGGAGGAGCCCCUCAGACACUCUGACUUCUUCAACGUCAAGGAGCUGUUUUCAGUGAAAAGCCUCUUCGAUGCCCGCGUGCACCUGGGACACAAAGCUGGCUGUCGGCACAGGUUUAUGGAGCCCUACAUCUUCGGGAGCCGCCUGGACCAGGACAUCAUCGACCUGGAACAGACAGCUUCGCACCUCCAGCUAGCCUUGAAUUUUACUGCCCACGUGGCCUACCGAAAGGGCAUCAUUCUGUUCGUGAGCCGCAACCGGCAGUUCACACACCUGAUCGAGAACACAGCCCGGGACUGCGGCGAGUAUGCCCACACCCGCUACUUCAAGGGUGGCCUGCUGACCAAUGCCCCGCUCCUCUUCGGCCCCACGGUCCGCCUGCCUGACCUCAUCAUCUUCCUGCACACACUCAACAACGUCUUCGAGCCCCACGUGGCUGUAAGGGACGCAGCCAAGAUGAACAUCCCCACAGUCGGUGUUGUCGACACCAACUGCAACCCCUGCCUCAUCACCUACCCCGUGCCUGGCAACGACGACUCCCCACCGUCUGUCCAGCUCUUCUGCAGGCUCUUCCGCACGGUCAUUACCCGGGCCAAGGAGAAACGGCGGCAGGUGGAGGCCCUGCAUCGAUUGCAGAGCCCCAAGCGGGCAGAGGGCCACGGGGCAGCUGACUCUCCUCCCAGAGUGGAUGUGAGCCAUUCCCUGUGACAGGCCACGAUCCUCAUCCCGAGUGACCAUGAGACCUGGUCUGAGCUGGAAGUCCCUUGCAUUCUCCGUCCUAGGCUCUUGUUAGUAACAGCACUCAAUAGCCCCAACCAUCCCCGGGCUGAGACUUGGCUGCAUCUUCGUGGGGCAGACAUGCAGGGCAGACCGCAUGUCCCCAGUGGCCUGGUUAGGACCUGAAGCUGAUACCUUGACUGCUGGAAAACCAGGUUCUCCCUGGCCCCUGAGAAGUCCUGGCUUCCACCUUGACACGGGGUGUCAGGAAGGUUCAGAGACCAGUUCAGUUCUCAAUCAGAAUCCCCCUGGUGGGCUGCUUUCCCUGGCAGCCUGGCUUCAGGGGCCAUUUUGCACUGUGAUGUGGCACAAGUCCCUGGGAAGUUCUGCCUGGGACAGGCUGAGCAUAGCAGCUGGCAGCAAAAAUAAAGUUACGUUUGAGCAGAACGUGA